CCAGCUCGGCAUCGGUCGCCGGUUGUCCGCCGCUGAGCCCGGGCGAGCCCGCCUCUCCAUCCCGUCUCGCCGUGGCACCGCAUCGGCGGCUGUCAGGCUAUUAAGCACCGAGACGUCGGAGGUAACGCUGCUGCUGGAUUUAGGAAACACCGGACCGCGCCGAAUCGAGAUUAUCCCGGCUUGAGGAGGCUGCGGGGCGGCCACAAAGCCACGGAUCGCCCGUUGACAGGUUGUCAUCAUGGGCAACGCGCCCACGGCCAGAAAGGGCAGCGAGAUGGAAAGCGUCAAGGAGUUCCUUGCUAAAGCCAAAGAGGACUUCCUCAAAAAGUGGGAGAAUCCUGCACAGAACACUGCUUGCCUGGAGCAGUUUGAGAGGUUGAAAACUCUGGGCACGGGCUCGUUCGGACGUGUUAUGCUUGUGAAACACAGAGAAACGGGACAGCAUUACGCCAUGAAGAUCCUCAAUAAGCAGAAGGUGGUGAAGCUCAAGCAGAUAGAGCACACUCUGAAUGAGAAGAGGAUUCUUCAGGCGGUCAGCUUCCCCUUCCUGGUGCGGUUAGAGUACUCUUUCAAGGACAACACUAACCUCUACAUGGUGAUGGAGUACGUCCCAGGUGGAGAGAUGUUCUCCCAUCUACGGAGAAUCGGCAGAUUUAGUGAGCCCCACGCUCGGUUUUACGCUGCUCAGAUCGUUCUGACCUUUGAGUACUUGCACGCUCUGGAUCUGAUCUACAGAGACCUGAAACCUGAAAACCUGCUCAUAGACCAACAGGGCUACAUACAGGUGACAGACUUUGGCUUUGCCAAACGUGUAAAGGGCCGAACCUGGACGCUGUGCGGCACCCCAGAAUAUCUGGCCCCAGAGAUUAUUCUCAGCAAGGGAUACAACAAAGCGGUGGACUGGUGGGCUCUGGGCGUCCUGGUCUAUGAGAUGGCAGCAGGUUACCCACCCUUCUUCGCUGAUCAGCCCAUCCAGAUCUAUGAAAAGAUCGUAUCAGGGAAGGUGCGUUUCCCGUCUCACUUCAGUUCAGACCUGAAAGACCUGCUGAGGAAUCUGCUACAGGUGGAUCUCACAAAACGCUACGGCAACCUCAAGAACGGCGUCAACGACAUCAAGGGACACAAGUGGUUUGCAACAACUGAUUGGAUCGCCAUCUACCAGAAAAAGGUGGAGGCUCCCUUCGUUCCCAAGUUCAAAGGCCCAGGCGACACCAGCAACUUUGACGACUACGAAGAGGAGGAGAUCCGCAUCUCCUUCACUGAGAAAUGUGCCAAGGAGUUUGCUGAGUUCUAGAGUUAAAGAGCAGGAGAGGAAGAGAGCUGGAGGUAGGGAGAGUCGCUGGAAGGCUGGUCGAGUGGGAGACGUACACGCGGCGAGCACGGUCUCCUGUCCAAACACAAGCACCAGCUACAAAAAGAGGGGGAAUGGGAUAGAGAAGGGAAAAAAAAAAAAGAGUAAGGAGACUGAUAACCAGCAGUGUUGCCUUUUCAGUUGCAUUUUUGUUGUAUUUUAUUUAUUAUUCUGUCUUAUUUAUUAAUCCCUUUAUGAUGAAGGUUUGCUUCGGAUUCAGAGGUGGCGAAAAACCCAUAAAUUUAGAGUUGCCUCGACGCGUUUUUAUCCCAGACUUCCCUUCCUUUUUAAUAUUU
Molecule: messenger RNA, 1647 nt
Organism: Salarias fasciatus (jewelled blenny)
Lineage: Eukaryota; Metazoa; Chordata; Actinopteri; Blenniiformes; Blenniidae
Product: cAMP-dependent protein kinase catalytic subunit alpha
Exons: 11
Coding region: 239-1294 (351 amino acids)
Biological process (GO): protein phosphorylation
Cellular component (GO): cytosol; nucleus; cAMP-dependent protein kinase complex
Molecular function (GO): protein kinase A regulatory subunit binding; ATP binding; cAMP-dependent protein kinase activity
Source: RefSeq, a predicted model, not a curated record